Dichomitus squalens LYAD-421 SS1 is the source of this 1024-nucleotide messenger RNA. RefSeq lists its product as uncharacterized. Lineage: Eukaryota; Fungi; Basidiomycota; Agaricomycetes; Polyporales; Polyporaceae. Bases 317 to 676 code for a protein of 119 amino acids. The transcript has 3 exons. The record is from RefSeq and is a predicted model, not a curated record.
CCGAUUUCUCCCAAUUCAUACGGUUACCAGCUGAUUUCAUAUUCCUUUCUGUUUUUCUCGGCUCCCAGUUCACCCGCGUCAAUGCCUUCAAUGCUCUCAAUGCGUUCCAGGCGCAUUUAUGCUCGGCUUCAUCCCGCACGAUGUGCGCCUCGGCUACACAGAAUAGCGCGGAGUGGAAGGCUACGCCUAGUAUAUAUAGAGGUGUCCUUGAAGCCUCAAUCUCCAGCUCAACCAGAGUAUCCAGCAACUCAACCAGAGCCUCCACUUCACCUCCAUUCUCAGCUCAACGACCCAUCCUUGCGCCGCCACCGCAAACAUGCAGCUCACCAUCGCUACCCUCGUCCUCGCCGCAAUGCUCCCCACCACGUUCGCGGCCAACUGCCAGAACAGCGGCGGCGUCGCCAACGGCGAAUGUGUCAAGUUCUACUCCAACGACCAGUGCAAGGGCGACCCCAUCGGCAGCUUUAAGCCGACCUGCGAGGGCAACUGCUUCCAGUUCGAUAGCUUCAGCAGCGUGUUCGUCUCCGGCGACGGUACCUUCGGCACGGACUGCACCCUCUACUCGGAUGACAACUGCAGCGUCGAGCAGACUGAUACCGGCAACGUCGUCGUUGGAGGUGGCAAGUGCGCUGCCGCUCCCAACGCCAAGAGCAUGAAGUGCUUCUACCGCUGCUAAACGCUUAGUCGUUCACGGAUUUUCAGUCAGCGCGCCUCAUCACUGACGCGAGUCGCGGUGUGUCGCUCUGCGUGACCGCGUCGUAGGCUGCCAGUGCUGAACCUUAUCCAUCUAUCCGUAACUUCUUCUUUUCUGUACUCUCAAAUCACUCCGCACCCUCUGUCGUUCACUUCACCGUACUCUGCGACUGGUCGCGUAGCGUUAUCCGCAGUGUAUAGGCGAGUCUGGACAGUUGAUGUAUGCAGCAUUCAUAUUUCCCAUGCCAGUGUGAGACGCGACUCGAGAUCACCCUCCGUGUUUGGCUUCCCUCUUUCCUGUCCUGCGGGUUUAUUUACCAUCCAUUAGCCC